Molecule: messenger RNA, 976 nt
Organism: Carlito syrichta (Philippine tarsier)
Lineage: Eukaryota; Metazoa; Chordata; Mammalia; Primates; Tarsiidae
Gene: ORMDL3
Product: ORMDL sphingolipid biosynthesis regulator 3
Exons: 4
Coding region: 135-596 (153 amino acids)
Biological process (GO): intracellular sphingolipid homeostasis; negative regulation of ceramide biosynthetic process; ceramide metabolic process
Cellular component (GO): endoplasmic reticulum membrane
Source: RefSeq, a predicted model, not a curated record
GCCGGAGCUGCCAGCGGGGUGGCUGCAGCCGCGGGUUGUUACAGCUGCUGGAGCAGCAGCGGCCCCCGCUCCCGGGCACCUCUCCCGGGCCCUCGACCUCCGGCCCCGAACGAACCACGGAGAGGGGCAGCAGGAUGAAUGUGGGCACAGCACACAGCGAGGUGAACCCCAACACGCGGGUGAUGAACAGCCGUGGCAUCUGGCUGUCCUAUGUGCUGGCCAUCGGGCUCCUCCAUGUCGUGCUGCUCAGCAUCCCCUUCGUGAGUGUCCCUGUCGUCUGGACCCUCACCAACCUCAUCCACAACAUGGGCAUGUACAUCUUCUUGCACACGGUGAAGGGGACACCCUUUGAGACCCCGGACCAGGGCAAGGCGAGGCUGCUAACCCACUGGGAGCAGAUGGACUAUGGAGUCCAGUUUACAGCCUCUCGGAAGUUCUUGACCAUCACACCCAUUGUGCUGUACUUCCUCACCAGCUUCUACACCAAGUACGACCAGAUCCAUUUCAUCCUCAACACGGUGUCCUUGAUGAGCGUGCUCAUCCCCAAGCUGCCCCAGCUCCACGGUGUCCGGAUUUUUGGCAUCAAUAAGUACUGAGGGUGCAGCCCUUCCCUGCCCAGGAGGUGGGGAGGGGUGGAAGGCCUGUGCUAUGACACUGAAGACAGAAGGAGCCUCUGGACACUGCCAGAGAAGGGGGUUGUGCCUCUGGGCCUAGCUUCCCCCCACGUCCCCCAGUAGUCAACUUGGAAUAGUUUGUAGUGGGGUUGGGGUGGGCCCCCGGGCUCUGACUCCUUCUGAGUAUUUUGAUCUUUUCCUUUUGCCUUUGAAUAGAGACUCCAUGGCGGUGGCCAUGGAAUGGGCUGGGCUCCUGGAUGUUGGGACAGGAGGUCAGGGGGGAUGCCCUUGCUCACUUGUUUACCCUCAGGCAGCCAAAGCACUUUAACCCCUGCAGGAGGGGACAGUACAACUUCUGGGUU